Molecule: messenger RNA, 7219 nt
Organism: Camelus dromedarius (Arabian camel)
Lineage: Eukaryota; Metazoa; Chordata; Mammalia; Artiodactyla; Camelidae
Gene: MVB12B
Product: multivesicular body subunit 12B
Exons: 10
Coding region: 2943-3938 (331 amino acids)
Biological process (GO): viral budding; regulation of epidermal growth factor receptor signaling pathway; virus maturation
Cellular component (GO): ESCRT I complex; late endosome
Source: RefSeq, a predicted model, not a curated record
AUUAAAGCUCUGUAAAGAAAAUAUUAUUAUCCAUUAUUCCAACUUUAUAGGAGUGGUAACUCAGGCCCAUUUCAGUUGACUUGCCUGGGGUCACACACCUGCAUCAGAGCUGCAACUCAAGUCCAAAGCCUGCACCCUUGCCAUUCCUCUGCCUUAUCUCCCAUUUUCCCUCUGAGCUAGUAACAUGAAGAGGCCCCGUGGGGUCUGCAGGAAGUGGCAUUGGUUUGAGAAGCAUUCAGUUAUAGAAGAGGAAAUAUGGACCAAAGAUUUGGAAAUCGCUUCCUUCCAACCACUGGGUUGCUCCUUCCUGUAGAUCCACAUCAUUACUUAGACUUUGGAAGCAGCAGAGAAGUGCAGACAGGUUUUUAACGGUUUUAUCUGUUUGUCUGAUUAAGCAUUUCAUAAGCUUGUUUCAGAGCCCAUGUGCUGCUCACAGUUCCCAGACAGUCCAGGCUUGUUCACGCUACCGUUGGUGGCACGUCUUCUGCCUGCAGUACUUUCAGUAGUCCGCACGCCUCAUCUUUCAGGGGGACCAGCUCUAUGGCAGCCCUUCUCUCAUGUCUCCCUGACUCCCUUCCUUUCAGGACAUUUCCUCCAGCCUGUGAGCCCCACAGCGGGUGGCCAUGUCCUGUUCGUCGCUGUGUCACCCAGCACAGGGCACCGCGCCUGGGCUGUGCAUCAUCUAGUCUCCGCCCCAGCCCAGAGCAGUUAGAUCAGAACCUGGGGUUGGGAUGGGCAGCUGUAAUUUUCCCAAACGCCACAGAGGAGUCUUCUUUGCAGCCAGCCUGGAGACCCACUGGUUCCUGCCGGGCCCCUAUCCAGUCUGCUUGAGCUGAGUCACACCCACUUCUGGAGAUGCAUGGAGUGCUGCGGUCCCACCUCCCUUCCUCGGCAGGUGGCCCAUCCCUGGAAUUGUGGGGCAUCAGUGAUCCCAGCAUGGCACUCUCACUGGAAGGGGCCCGACAGGUCUGCUCUCAGCAUUGCCCCUGCUGCUUUACGUGCCCUCCUUAACGCAAUGAAACAUGACUGAUUGUGAGAGGAGGACAGGACUUCAUUCAGCCAUCCUUCCUUCCACCCAUCCAUCUUUCUGUAAUCUAUCUGUUGAGUACUCACUGUGGGCUAGGCACUGUGGUGGACAUAACACCUUGGACCAACUUAUGUUCUGCUUGGGAAAGUGUGCUAACCUUCUGAGAGGCAAGACUGUGUUUGUGUAGGUGUGUGUGUGCACGUGUGUGUGUGUGUGUGCGCACAUGUGUGUGCUGAGGCCAGGUCCUUGAACACAUCAGGAUUCUUAGUGACAGCACCUGUCUGGCUGGGCAGUGGGGAAGGUUUGGGGUGAAUGGGAGAUGUGACCCAGGUUUUGAAGGGUAGGGUGGGUACCAUAGAGGAGGAAUUGGGUGCUCUUGGAAAACCUGUGCUGGGGAGGGAAAGAUGGGAGGACUUAUUCUGAGGCUGUUCUCUAUGGAUGAUGAGCUUCAGGUUCCUUCUCUUCACUCAUUUAUUCACUCAUCAAACAUCUAAUGAGUUCCUACUACCUUGUACUCAGAGUUUGGACUGUGGACCAGCUGUUUCAGCAUCACCUGGAUCUUGUUAGAAAUGCAGGUUUUCAGGCCCCACCCUCGACCUACUGAAGCAGUAUCUCUGGGAGUGGGUUUAAGAAUCUCUGUUUUAACAAAUUCUCCAGGUGACUCAUGCAUGCUAGAGUUCAAGAACGCCUCCUCCAGAAUGUUGGGGUUUCCCCCUCCAUCAUUGCUCCAUGCUCAGCACAGGUCUCUCCGUAACCAUCUGUGGGCUGACUGUUAUGUACCGGUCCUGUUAGGUACUGGAAUGUGAGAGAUGCCUCAGGGGGAGGAUGGCAGUGUCAGCCAGGUUUGAGGUAUUAACAGGACAUGUGGGUGACAUUAGCCAGCAGGGCACUAGAUACACACGUGUCUCAGGAGAAAAGUCCAGGCCAUGGAGGGACACUGGAAGUCAUAAGCAAACAGCUAGAAUGACUAUAUGACCAAACAUAUGAAAAGAAACUCUCGAGACCCAUGUGAAAGUCAGGGGGGCAGGCGGUGAUGGGGCGUGUCUGCUAACAUGAAGCAAGUGCUCCGAUGAUUGUGGCCUGGGAGCCCAUUUGCCCAGCGUUGAGGUGACCUGUUAGCACUUUCACUCUUCAGACACUGGCUAUCAGGCCAAGAUUGUGACUCAUUUUAUGUCACUGAACAUCAAGAGAACAUUGCUCUUGGGGCCUCCUGCGACGGUUUCAUUUGUAGGGCAUCUGCGUUCUGUUUGGGUCCCCUUUCUUCCUUCUCUCCAGGGGACAAUAUGGCACUAAGAUCUGAAGGGAGUGGGUGGAGACAACCUUCCUUUGUAGUAAUUGUGAGCAAGGUGGGGUAGGACUCACAGUGUACUGGAGAAAAGCCCCUCCUCCCCAGCACCAAGUUCCCUGGUUUUGCAGAGAUGGGCCUGUAGGGGCAGGCCUUGGCCACAGCAGUGCUGUAAAACUUGAUCCGGAUUUAUUUUUGGAGAAUGAAUUCUGGGAUCUAGCAUUGCACUGUUUGGGCCACAACAAUCCAAACCCCAGGCCUGCCUCACAUGGUUUAUGGAAAAUCUGUUUGGUAAUCAAAUGGUUAAUAUCAGUCUGAGCAUAGGUCUGAUGGAGUGGGUGCAUUUAUACACCAGAUUCUCCUAUUAGAAGUGAUAGACCUUCACUGGAAAAAAGGAAGUGCUCACCAUUGUUAGUUCCCUAGCUGGAACAUUCUUUGUGAUCUAGGAGAGCUUAGGAAAAUAUUUGCUUUAGUUCCCCAAUAUCUUAGCAGCUGUCCCAGCAGCCUUGGCCUGUUGCCACUAGAUUCCACUCAACAGGGUUUGUCAGAAUGAUUUGGUUUCUGACUGGUCACUAGAUAAGUGUUCUAGACCGAAGUACUGGAGGCCCCAGGAUGCUCUCCUGAGGUUCCAUGGUGGACACCUCUCAGCCCGUGUACACUGUCCCCUCUGGGUGGCCCCAAGAGCCAACUGGCCAUUUGCCUGGGUGCUGCAUGGGCCCUGGCCUCUGCUUGCAGUCUCCUGAGAAGGAGCAAUCCACCAUGCCUGAAGUCAAAGACCUUUCAGAAGCCUUGCCAGAGACAUCGAUGGACCCCAUCACAGGAGUGGGGGUGGUGGCUUCUCGGAACCGAGCCCCGACAGGCUACGAUGUAGUUGCACAGACAGCAGAUGGUGUUGAUGCUGACCUCUGGAAAGACGGCUUAUUUAAAUCCAAGGUUACCAGAUACCUGUGUUUCACGAGAUCAUUUUCCAAAGAAAAUAGUCAUUUAGGGAACGUGUUAGUGGAUAUGAAGCUCAUUGACAUCAAGGACACGCUGCCUGUGGGCUUCAUCCCCAUUCAGGAGACGGUGGACACACAGGAAGUGGCUUUUAGAAAGAAGAGGCUGUGCAUUAAAUUUAUCCCACGGGAUUCAACCGAAGCCGCCAUCUGUGACAUUCGGAUCAUGGGCCGGACCAAGCAGGCCCCUCCCCAGUACACGUUCAUUGGGGAACUGAACAGCAUGGGGAUCUGGUAUCGAAUGGGCAGAGUACCAAGAAAUCAUGACUCAUCUCAACCCACUACGCCUUCCCAGUCAUCAGCUGCUUCCACCCCGGCCCCCAACCUUCCCAGGCACAUCUCUCUAACGCUCCCUGCCACCUUCCGAGGCAGGAACAGCACGCGGGCGGACUACGAGUACCAGCACUCCAAUCUGUAUGCCAUCUCAGCAAUGGAUGGUGUGCCUUUUAUGAUUUCAGAGAAGUUUUCCUGUGUUCCAGAAAGUAUGCAGCCCUUUGAUCUCUUGGGAAUCACCAUCAAAUCUCUGGCAGAAAUUGAAAAAGAGUACGAGUACAGCUUCCGCACGGAGCAGAGCGCCGCUGCCAGGCUCCCGCCCAGCCCCACGCGGUGUCAGCAGAUCCCUCAGUCCUGAGGGCCCCUGUGGGGCAGAGACGCCUCCGCCCAGACUACUGAGCGCCCCUCCCUCGCCCGGACCCCCGCCACCCUUCCGCACCGCCCUGCCCGGCGCUUCUGGGAGACUCUGGGCGGCUGAGCUGUUGCCUCCUCGGUCAUCGGCUUGUCUGACAUGGCGCCCCGCCUCCCUGAGGAUGCUGUCCAUAACCUCGACUAACCUGUGUGUGUAGUGACCAGCGGCUGCUGCCCUGUUGUCCUGUGAACAACCCUACCCACCGCGGGAGUCACCCCCAAGGGCCCUGGACAGUUCUUCUGGCUGCCCAGUGACGCCGCUGGCUCCCUUCACUCCUGACUGUCACCACCACUAAGCCAUUGCUUUCCUCCCGGAAGACUCCCGGGGCUGCGUGGAAUGAGUCCCUCACCAACGGCAUCACCUGCCCAACAACUUCACAGAGACCCUAAGGAAACGCGGGAGGGAGAUGCUGGUGGUCCCCGGGUGGACCCAGGCCUGGCUCCCUCCCCGCUGUGGACAUUAGACUCGCCACUCAGUUCACACACUGGACACCCUGAGGUCGGGGGCAGCACCCUGGCCACCAGCCCAGAGAGGACUUGCCUUCUGGGCGGGAAAGCCAGGUGGCCAGGCGCUUGCCAGGACGUGAGUUCCGCUGCCGGGACGCAGUGCUCACCCACCUCCUCCCCUCACCCUACAAAGGGCUCGUCUCUGCAGCGCGGUGCCAACAACAGCUCCCACUGCCCGGCCGGAGCCCUGACCUGGUGGCCAGGGCUGUGGGUGAAGGGGCUCCGUGAGCCUGUGCCCAGGGACGUGGACACACAUCACUGGGCUUCUCCCAGCCAGGCCGUAUCUCGCAGCCUCUGCUAACAGGAAGAGUUGUUUCCAAAAGCCCAUCUGACCCAGGUUCCCAGAUGGGCGAGAACUGACAUUUCCGCCAUGAGUGGCCAGCGAACGCACUGGCGUUCCCCAUGGUGCCAGCUGCCCUGUCCAGCUCCAUGCACGUGUGCCAGGAGAGCGGAUCUGCCACCAGCCUGGAGGCUCGGUCCUCAUCCUGGUGGCUGCUUUGUCAUGCUGUUGGAAUUGGAACUCCCAGAAUUUGGUAUCUCACAUCUCAGAGGUCACCAGAUGGUUGGAGCUUUGGACGUGAGGUUUGAUGUGUCUGGAGGCUGGCGUGUGGGUGGCAGCCCAGGAGAGCUGCUGCCCAGCCGGGACAGCCCCUUCCUCCCUGCACUUCCUAGGAUGGCACGUGGGCGGCUGGGGGCGGCAGGAACUGGCCAGCAGUUAGGAGGGGCAGCCUCCAACUGAGAAGUGGGGCGGGGGCAAAACAUACCUCACAUACUUGCAUCAGCCCAGCCACCUCCAGGCCUCCAUUGCUCCCCACAGUUGCCCUUGGGUCUUCAUUUCAAUACCUCCUGAUCUCUGUGCGUCGGGGAAGUGCUCACCUCUCCCUACCACCCCCGAGCCCUGAGGACAUCCCCGUGGGGCUGGCUUUCCCGUGCCUCCCCCCGCGGCACGGUGGCAGGAACAGGCAGUUAGUUGGUGGAUCCCACCAGGGCCGGGGAGGCCGCAGGAUGGAAAGUCCGGUGAGGACCCCGUGGGAUUGGUGCUUAUCCAGGACAGCACUGAUGAACUGCUCUCACAUGUACCCACUAAAAUAAGCUGGUUGUUUCCAGGGACUUGGGGGAGCCCUGUGAGGCCCAGAGAACCUGUGUCUGCUACUGCUGUUUGGAUGGGAGGGGCUGGUCCAGAACCAGUGAGAGGGGUGAUGUCUCUGCCCCCUUCUGCCAGUUGCAUUGGUUUGCGCGCUUAGACCUUCCUCUCUGGUCCCACCCCAGCUGUGGGAUCAUCUUCAACAGGUAACGCCCGGCAGCCUUUCUCCCUUGACUGAGAACCAAGUGUUUCGGCACCUCUGAUGGGCCCUAGGAGGUCCAAAGACAGUGACGUGGGAUUCCCGUCAGCGAGCAAGUGGGCAGUGAGGGUGGUUGUGGGGAAAGGGGGGGGCCCUCCGCCAGCCCCCAACCCCGGGCCAUCCUGCAGUUCCCGGAUGGACAGAGCGAGGCUGUGUGGACGCGGGCAAGCUGGGGAGGCCUGCGCGGUGUCACAGACUUAGUCUAGGCUUCACAGUGACUGUGACCAUCACUACAACAGCAGCUUGAGAUAACUAAGACAGUGUUACAGAGAAGCUAGUGUCCGUGGUAGACUUCAGGCUGCUCCAAACCCUCUGUUUCUCUCCUUCUGAGACAGGGGACGGUGCGUGCAGGUGGGGCCCCGCUCACCCCCAGGAAUCGAGUGCCCUGAUUCUUUCUAGGACGGUGCUUUUCUUCACGAGCCCUCUGGCCAUGUGGGCAGGGAAGGCAGGGGCUCUCUUGGAAACACAAAGUCCUUGUUGGAAGGACUAACCGGAGCACAGGGGCCCACGUGGCCUUCUCUUUCCUCUUUGAAAAUUCAGAGUCUCUCCAAAGGCCUUGGAAAUGGCACAGCAGUGAUGAGGAGUAAGCAGUUUGCUCCAGGUUCACUUGCAAAUUUAUAACAAGGCUUUUUCCCACCUCGAGUCCAGGAACUGAUGCUAGCCGCAGCCUCCACUCAGAGGGAGGAGCCCCCCGGGGGCGAGGAGAAACAGUAGGUCAGGCCCCUGCCCUCGCUCCCCGGAGGCCGCCCUACUGGGAAAAGCCACCAGUGUCUUUUCCACCGGCGCCCGGUUGUUAGGAACGGCGGCAGGGAACCGGGAGGACUCACAUACGAAGCACCCACUCCUUGCCAGGCACAAGGCCGGCACUUGAAGCACAUUUUCUCUUGUCACUCCCCUCCCUCCUGCCCCCCCCCCCAAAAAACACAAACACCCAGAAGUGGAUGUUAUUUGUUCCUGGUUCCAGACGAAGAUGGUGAGACACGUCCCCAGGCACAGAGCUGGUAAGUGGCAGAGGCAGGAUCCGGACCCGCGCCUCGUCUGGCCCCAAGCAGGACCCAGCCCGCAGCUCCCUGGAGAGCGGUGGAGCCCAAGGGUGAGGGCCGAGAGGCCUUGACAGCAGCCGCGUGCCCAGCAGGAGCUCACCUUCCCCUGGGCCUAGAGGGGCGGGGCUGCCCGCGCCUCGGGGCGCCAACUGUGCUGUCGGCACCUGUCACCACCAGGAGCCGGGGCUUCGGCCGGGCCUCUGGGUGCUGGCGUAGGAACGACAUCCUACUGCGUGUAUUUAUUUGAGCCGAUGCUAGUACUUGGCAAAGGGAAGUUUCACUGUGUGAUUGUCUUCUUAAUAUAAUUUGUUAAAUAAAUGUUUGUUUUAACCUUU